AUGGCUACCUCGACGACAAAUACACCUACACCAACCACCAGUAGUGCUGCUUCGCCAAGCUGCACCACCGCCAUCCCAGAUAAAUAUGGACAUGUGCCGUUUGAUGCGUGCAAUUCCUAUUACAAUGACAAUCCCAGUUUCGAAGCGAAUCUAGCUUUUGCAGCUAUUUUUGGAACUAGUUUUGUGACGCACAUUGUCCAGGCAAUCCUUCACAAAAAGCGAUUCUGCUGGGUUGUCAUCAUGGGUGCCGCAUGGGAGACGGCAGCGUUUAGUCUACGCACGAUUGGAGCCCACCACCAGCAAGAGCGGCAGUAUGCGCUCUGGGGACUGCUUCUCUUUCUGCUGGCACCGCUAUGGGUCAACGCCUUUGCCUACAUGACGGUCGCUCGCAUGGUCUACUAUGGCCUGCCCGAGAAGAAGAUUUGGGGCAUCCGCGCCGUCAAGUUGACAGUGCUGUUUGUAUGGCUCGACAUCAUAUGCUUCCUGGUGCAGCUGGGCGGUGCAGCGCUGCUGUCCAACAACGACAAUGCAAAUUUAACCAGCAUUGGGAUGAAGAUUUAUGUGGCGGGCAUUGGGCUGCAGCUUGGCUUCGUGGUCAUCUUUGGGGUCAUGACGGCGUGGUUCUACCACCGGAUGCGAAAGGUCUCUCGGGGCCGGAGCAUGGGGCGGCUGCGGUUUUUGAUAUGGACGAUGCUGGCGGUAUUGGUGCUUAUUAUGGUCCGCGUUAUUUACCGCCUGUUAGAGUUCGGACCGGGAAUCAACGCGAACAAUAAGCUUAUCACGAACGAGACGUACCCGCUGGUGCUGGAUGCGAUGCCCAUGGUUCUGGCGCUGGUGUUGCUGAAUGUGAUGCAUCCCGGGCUGGUUCUGCGUGGCCCGGACGGGGAGUUUCCACGGAUGACGCGCAGGGAGAAGAAGACGAGGAAGCAGCAGAUGAAAGAGGAGAAGAAGAGGAAAAAAGAAACAAAGAAGGCUGGAAAGGCUGGAAACUUAACCGAGACAGACAAUAUGACCAAGUUGGCGGAGGACACAGACGGUUCUGCUGCGGGGGUCGGUGUUGGUGGAAGAAGUGCUGAUAGCUGGGAGCUUGGUCCAGUGCAUGACAGGGUGUAG
Messenger RNA from Cordyceps militaris CM01, 1113 nucleotides. RefSeq names its product RTA1 domain protein. The coding region runs from base 1 to 1113 and encodes 370 amino acids. The transcript has 4 exons. The record is from RefSeq and is a predicted model, not a curated record. NCBI's taxonomy places the organism in Eukaryota, Fungi, Ascomycota, Sordariomycetes, Hypocreales, Cordycipitaceae. Gene Ontology annotation, cellular component: membrane.